GCUGGAGAGCCUACUGGGAAAAUGUGACGUGUGGGUCCUAAUGGCCCCUGUCCCUGAUGAUUCAGUUAUUAUUUGAUUUAUGUGGUCUUGCAGCUGCCCUUGCUUUGACCCUCAGGACGGCUGUGUGGGAAGUUUGUGUCUCUCAGAUACAGUGAAGCGCUCACUACUCUGCAAAGUGUUUGGAGCCAAAUUGAACGCAAAGACACUGAUAAAUAAUUGAAAAGGAUUUCUCGACUCCAGAUGUACAGUAAAGAGAAAAUAUAAGAGCUUUGUGCAUCUAAUCUGACCAGGGUCUAAUACGGGAAGUUGUCUUGUCCUGAGAGAAAAACUUGUCAAUGGGAAAGUCAUGUGGGAAAGAUUAUCGCCUAGAAAACAUUAGAAUUGAGCUGAUCUACCAGGUUUGUUCUUAGGAAGACCAGAGCACUUUAGCUGAAUGAAGCAGUGGGAACUGGAGCAGAACAUGGCAAACAGUUUUAUGACAGUACCUGAUGGGUACUGCCUUAGUGAACAAAUUCAGUAUUAUGAUGUUUUGCCAGAACACAUUGGUUAUCCACUGCAAGACCUUGACUGCCAGCCUGCUUCUUACUGUCAAUAUUCACCGGUUCAGUUUCCUCCCAUAUUACAGACACCAUCUCCCCAGACACAUUACAAUGUACACAACUUGGACUCUCAGUACAGCGAUGGGCAAUACAUCAUCAACAAUUGUGAACUUAGUAAGCCGUCCUGUAUGGGUGCUCACGAUGGGGGAGGAUAUUCUGGACAAAAACGAACCAGGCUUAGUCAUUCGGCCUUACGAAUAAAGGGCCAGGAGGAACUCUGUGUGGUUUGUGGGGACAAAGCGUCCGGAUAUCAUUACAAUGCACUCACCUGUGAAGGCUGCAAAGGAUUUUUUCGACGCAGCAUUACCAAAAAUGCAAUCUACAGAUGCAAGAAUGGUGGUCACUGUGAAAUGGACAUGUAUAUGAGACGAAAAUGUCAGGAGUGUCGUCUAAAGAAAUGUAAAGCUGUAGGCAUGCUAGCUGAAUGUCUAUUAACAGAAGUGCAAUGUAAAUCAAAACGUCUCAGAAAAAAGACCACCUUGCUUUGUAACAUAAAAAUGGAAGAUGAAGGAACGGACAGCAAACACGUGUCCUCUACAACCAAACCAUUAAAACCACAGGAGAGAAUGGAAUUUACUCCUGGGGAGUAUGAGCUCAUUGAACAUAUUUUGGCUGCCCACCAAAAAUGCACAAUUCCAUUGGAGGAAGCAAGGAAGUUUCUACAGGAAACCUCCAGCCCGGAACAGAAUUUUCUACAUCUUUCAGAAAGGGCUAUGGUUCAUGUGCAGGUACUUGUGGAUUUUACAAAAAAACUCCCAGGGUUUGAAAGCUUAGCUAAUGAUGAUCAGAUAGCCUUGUUAAAAGGCUCAACAAUCGAAGCAAUGUUUUUACGCUCUGCCCAGAUAUAUAAUGAACAAGGAAUUGAAUGCCAGCCAUCAUUCAUGCAAAGUCAUGUAAAAUUUUCUGACCAUGCUAUAUGUGAUCAAGAUAAAAGUACUUACUCAAUAAAAAUGUCUCGUACUGAAGAAAGUCCAACAUCUACCAGUACAACAGUAGGCAUCACUGAGGAGUUUAUCACUGCACUCUUUUACUUCUACAGAAGCAUGGGAGAACUUAAUGUUACUGAGACAGAAUAUGCGUUGCUUGUCGCAACUACUGUGUUUUUUUCAGAUCGUCCACUCCUUAAAAACAAGCAACAUGUGGAUAAACUCCAGGAACCCUUCUUAGGAAUUCUGUACAAGUAUUCAAAAAUCUAUCACCCUGAUGAGCCACAACACUUUGCCCGUCUCAUAGGGCGCCUCACAGAACUCAGGACUCUCAAUCAUAACCACUCAGAAGUUCUAGUAACUUGGAGAACAAGGGGUCCUAAGCUGCCCUUUUUACUUUGUGAAAUCUGGGACUUGCACUAAAUAGUUUACUAAUUACCUAAACUGUUUUAAUACUGUGUUUUUCUAAAACAUGCUAUUUCUCAGUUCUUGUGUUUUUAUUUUAAAAACCUCAUUUAUGUUAAAUGGCUACAGACUCUUUUAAGAAUGCUGUGUUGUGAUUAAUACAAAUAUUGUUGUAUUCUAAAAACACACAGUCCUGCUUAUAUGCUGUUAAAAAGGUAAUAAUGGGCACAAUGUUUAUUUGCCACAUUAUCACCAUAACUGAGAAGGUGUGUGAAAGAUUGUUUAAGAUGUUAUGGUUCUAAGACCAUUGAAUUCUUUACACAUACUUUCUGAUAUUUUCAAAGUUCUGACGAGCAGUUUUACUUCAUUAAGACCAAUGAAUAGAAAAAAGCUUGGCAGCUGAAAACUCAUAUAUAAACAGCAAUACAUCAGAGAAACAAGGGACUCGAUUGGCCUCUAACUCCCUACUCUAAUAUGUUUAAUUUAAUCUUUUUACAAUUCUAUGUUUUAUCAUUUGAAAUAAUUAAAGAGCCCAAUCCAUUUGAACCAUGUACAAGCUUAUAAUGAGACUGGAAGCAUUGAAUCCAUAGCAGAAGUUGAUUGCAUUGAUUAGUUUUCUGUUUUACAUGUAUACCUAUCUCUAAACUGCUAUUAUGAACAUCCCACCUUGUUUGCCAAAGUUGUGUAUUCAAAAGCAAUUAAAUACUAGAAAUUAUUAGCAUUACUUCAUUUCCAGAUAACUCUAGUUAAGGAACAGACGUGUGAAAAUAUGGAUUAGAUAAUUGAACCUCUAUAUUACAAAAGCCAUGAAAAUAUAUAGUAAAUAAAGUUGUAAUAAUUACUUAGUUUCUGGUGAACUAACACAUGGUAUUAAUUGUCAAUGACUAUUGUUUUCUUAGAAGAUAUGCCCAAUAUAGAUCAAUCUUUUCAUUUCAGCUACAAAUAAAAUUUCAAUAACUAGUAGUGCCUAUUACCCUUUCCAUUUAUUUAAUCAGUUCACUUGGUUAAGACUAAAACUUUGAUGCAAUUUCUGUAUUUCUUGAAUUAAUCUUUCAAGUAAGAUUCAAGAUUCACUGGAAAUGCACAACACAUUGAACUUUAUUGCACACUGUCCCCAUACCCUGCAAGCUACGAGAUAUCUAGUAAUACCUAAAUAAAUAUUCAAGGAAAGGAGGCACAACGUAUGCUAUUUAUAAUUUGCCAUUUCAAGAUUACCAUGUUUCCAUGGCUACCUUUACACAGCUAUAGUGUUGGACUCAAAUCAUGACUAUGUUGAUUCUGUCAAAAUUUAAAUAAUCUGGUCUUCAGUUGUUAUUGCAUACAACAUUUCCAAUGGAUUUCAAAAGGAUAUGUGAUCAAUAAGCUUCAAAAUUUUAGUUGCAGUUGCUCAUUCAGUUUUGUAUGAAUGAUUCAUGAUAACAUUUUGUGAUAAAUUAACAGACAACUUACUUCUUACUGUUAUUUUCUGGGUGAAACAAAGCCCAGAUAUUAUGAUGGUGUCUUUAGUUCAACCCCAUUUUUUUUUUUAAACACGUGCCUUAAAAUGUGUUGAAGUUUUUAUAUCUGUACUAGUAUCUUCGUAUUUAAUGAUUUUUCCUUUCACAUCUGAACUUUAUUGUAGUGCAAAUGGCAUAUAUAAACAUAUAGCAUUGUUUUAAUACAUGAAAACAUAUUGUAUCUAGUGUUGCAUUUUCAAGUGGUGGAUAUUUAAUAAACGCAUUCUCAAUUUUG
Molecule: messenger RNA, 3661 nt
Organism: Anolis carolinensis (green anole)
Lineage: Eukaryota; Metazoa; Chordata; Lepidosauria; Squamata; Anolidae
Product: bile acid receptor
Exons: 12
Coding region: 434-1948 (504 amino acids)
Biological process (GO): positive regulation of transcription by RNA polymerase II; negative regulation of inflammatory response; bile acid signaling pathway
Cellular component (GO): nucleus
Molecular function (GO): RNA polymerase II cis-regulatory region sequence-specific DNA binding; ecdysone binding; nuclear receptor activity
Source: RefSeq, a predicted model, not a curated record